Molecule: messenger RNA, 2397 nt
Organism: Pyricularia pennisetigena
Lineage: Eukaryota; Fungi; Ascomycota; Sordariomycetes; Magnaporthales; Pyriculariaceae
Exons: 5
Coding region: 1-2397 (798 amino acids)
Source: RefSeq, a predicted model, not a curated record
AUGCAAUCACCGACGAUUGCACCGCCAGAGGCAAUGGCGGAUGCACCCGCAAAGGGGAACGCUCCCACGAAAGCACAAAUAAAACAGUCGAUGUUCAUCAAGUGUCUGAAUGGCUUCCAACUUGAAAACAAGAUCGAGAGCCUCGAGCAGCUCGACGAUGGCAUCGUCUUCUCCGAGAUCCUGCGGGACUUGGACCCGGAGAUCUCUUUACCUACACUCACGAUACCUGCAGUUAAAUGGGUUGACAAGACGGCAAACCUGGAGGCUGUGUUUAAAGCUCUGGACAAAUAUCUUUAUGGCAUGCCGGAUCUCGAAUGGCUAGCUCGCUCGUACGACCCUCGAAAGAUUGCUAGGAAUUUCGAGGAUGUCAAUGGUCUCUGUGAAGUUGCUACAGUCAUCAUCUAUGCUUCGGUCAAGGGGCCCCACGUUGGGAGGCUAGUGCCAGCCAUGCGGGCAAAUAUGUCGGAGACUGAGUCUGCGUUACUGAUGCAGAUUCUCGAGGCAAAGGACAAGGAGAACCGAGCUAUGGCUUCCUCGAAUAAAGCUGGUACCGCGCCCAAGAAAUCACUCGACACAACCGAUUCAACUCGUGAUCUCGAGUUGCAGAUGGAGGAGGAUCGGGCAAGAAUGCUCAUGCUUCAAAAGCAGAACGCAGAUCUGAAUACGCGGCUGGAUCAUGCCCAGCUAGCCUGCGAGGAUCUGAAAGAUCGCAAUGCUGCUCUCCUGGGCGAGCUGGAUGAUGCGCGCAAGUCUCAGUCUGGCAACGCAGAUGCUCGUAUCAAGUACCUCGAGAACCACAUUCGGGAACUCGAUGAGCUCAUUGCUACCCAGGAGAUGACAAUAAGCGAGGACAAGGAGGCACUUGCUCGGUGCAGGAACGAAAUAGCUCAGCUCUCCAAGACGGCAGAAAAGGCGCAAUCUUUAGAGGACGAAGUCAAGGUAUUGACGAACGAGAACGCCGAACUGUCCAAGAAAGCCAACGUUGCUGCGAGGUACAAGGAUAAGCUCGAGAGACUAAAACACUCCGAGAAGGACAUCGAGACCCUCAACUAUGUGAUAUCAGGGCUGGAAGAUAAGGUGAAAAUUCUCGAGAAGGAGCAACUUCGCGCGGAGGCGCAGGAAAAGAUCAUCGGCAACUACCGCGAGUGGCAGCAACGGCAUGAGACGGACCUCAACGAUAUGCGCGAGCAGAAGAACAUGCUUGCCGACCAACUGGCUCACCGGACCCAAGAGCUUCAGCGCUUGCUUGACCAAAGAGCUCUCGACGAGUCGCUGAUCAACGAACUGAGAGAGCAGAUUGCAGGUACCGGUGACGUUCCCUUGUCGCAAAGCCCAGAACUUGGAGCACAGCGAGAUGAGUCACAGCACGAGGUUGCAGCUCUCAAGUUGGAGAUUCAAAAGAUAAAGGCAGAGAACAACUUGCUGCGGAACAACAUGGGCAUAGCAUCUGCCACGGACCAGCUGCGUGCAGAACUCGAGGCGUCCAAGCGAAACGAGGCUAGGCUCACGGACAAGCUGCAUGAAGUGCGCAAGGACUACGCCGUAGCUCAAGAUCAGCUUCAGGGGCUACUCAACAACACAACCGACGAAGGGUAUGUUCGCAUCAUGGACAAGGCCAAGGAUCCGCUCUUUCUCAUCAACCUCGAUGCUAAUGAAUACAGGAGCCAACUCUUCCGCGAUUUACAACGGACAAUGUUCCAGUCUCGCCAAGAUCGGGACAAGGCCCAGGAGCAAGCGCGGAAGCUCGAGGCCGAAGUCAAGGACAGGGACCGCGAGCUCCUGGCCCUCAAGACAGAUUACAAGGUUGCUACCCAGAGUUCGGUCGAUGCGCUCGAGGAGCUCAAAAAGACCGACCAGCUCAUCUCGAACUCGUUACGUGACGAGCUCGACAGCCUUCGUACUGCAUUUGAUUCUCUCAAGCUUGACACCCAGGAGCAGCAAAAGCAGCUCAUCGAGGCGCUCGUAUCGCGCGAAAAGCUGCGCAAGCAACUUGAGGAUGCCGGCAACGGCGCACAGCAACCUGCUGCCGAAGGCCUGGCUGGGCUAGACAGGGACGCCAGCAACGAGCUGAUGCAGAAGCAGGCCGAGAAGCUUGAGAAACUCAAGGAGAAGUGCCAAUCUCUGCUCGCGCAACUACAAAAGAACGAACAAGAGCGGUAUGAUCUGCAACGACGCCUCAAGGCAGCCGAGGGCGGCGAAGCAUACGCUUCACUCAAGGCCGCUACCGACCAGAUAAUCAAGAACCUCCAGCGCGAGAACGCAAUGAUUUCAACGGCGUGGUACGAUCUCACUAGCCGACUGCAAAGCAAUCAUGUCGUGUUGCAGAGGAGGCAGGACAUGCCCAAGAGCUGGCUGAAUAAGCAGAGGCAGAUGGUCAAUGCAACACCAAGAAGAUAG